Puccinia graminis f. sp. tritici CRL 75-36-700-3 is the source of this 324-nucleotide messenger RNA. RefSeq lists its product as uncharacterized. Gene Ontology annotation, biological process: phospholipid transport; mitochondrion organization. The transcript is spliced from 2 exons. The record is from RefSeq and is a predicted model, not a curated record. Gene Ontology annotation, cellular component: ERMES complex. NCBI's taxonomy places the organism in Eukaryota, Fungi, Basidiomycota, Pucciniomycetes, Pucciniales, Pucciniaceae. The coding region runs from base 1 to 324 and encodes 107 amino acids.
AUGUCUAACUCUUGCAAUACUCCCCUCCUUCUCAACGACUCUAACUACUCAACCUGGUCGUUUCUUAUGGUAGCAAAACUAAGCAAAUACGAUGCCCUCGACGUUGUCUUAGGAAACAUCAAAAAGCCAAAGUUGGAAGAUCCAGAAAAACCAACGAAGGAAUCCUUGGACUAUGAGGAAGUCAAUCGGCUCGCGUACAUCGAAAUCAUAGAACAUCUCGACAACAAUCAUCUGGCCUACGUCUCACAGGUACUCGUCGACAAAACCUCAAGAAAUAUGCUGGCGACGACUAUUUGCAAAGGAUCUCGCACUCGAAAGUUCUAG